CCCCGUGUUCGGCCCGUCAACAAAACCCCCGCACGUUGAAUAGCAAGCAAGACUUACUACUUCGGUGUGGUUUUUGUGAAUUAUUGUGACGGAACGACGGACCAGUUUCGGGCGCUCCGGAAAAACUCAGGUCGAGUUUAGACACGAGUCGACGAGCAGCUCUUCGGCGGUAAAAAAGUUGACACUCGCCGCACGAAAAUGGGUGGCAAGUACUCGUCCCUCAAUCCCAUGGACGUCGAGGUGCCCAACAUCAAAGACCUGCUCGACAGGGACCACUAUUUGCGGCCGUACGAAAAGGAGAUCAGAAGAAGAUUUGCAGUGUUUAAGGACUACAUGGAAAAAGUGUCCGAAAGCGAAGGUGGAAUACCUGAUUUCACUCAGGGCUACAAAUACUUCGGCAUGCAUUUCAACCCUGACAACUCCGUCACCUGUCGCGAGUGGGCGCCUGGUGCUGCCAACCUUUACCUGGCAGGCGAUUUCAACGGCUGGAACCGGACGAGCCACCAGUUCAACAAACUGCCCUUCGGCAAGUUCGAAAUCACCCUUCCGGCCAACCCUGACGGCAGCAGUCCCCUCCAGCACCUGUCUGAAGUCAAGAUAAUAGUGCAAAAGCCAGAUGGGCAGUUGCUCGACCGGCUGUCUCCGUGGGCUGUUUAUGUCACGCAACCCCCGAAGCACGAAUCACUAACGUACAAACAACGGGUCUGGAACCCUUCUGCAGACCAGCGGUACAAAUUCAAGCACCCAAAACCACGGCGACCGGCCAGCAUGAGAAUUUACGAGUGCCACGUCGGAAUCGCCACUCAGGAACACAAAGUCGGCACCUACAGGGAAUUCGCUCAAAACAUAAUUCCCAGAAUCAAAAAGCAAGGCUACAACACAAUCCAGCUAAUGGCAAUCAUGGAGCACGCCUAUUAUGCCAGUUUUGGUUACCAAGUAACCAGCUUUUACGCAGCUUCAAGCCGCUUUGGGACACCGGACGAGCUCAGAGAGCUGAUCGACGUUGCCCACGAACACGGGAUUUACGUUUUGUUGGACGUGGUCCAUUCUCACGCGUCCAAAAACACAAUGGACGGCCUGAACAACUUUGACGGCACCAACAGCUGCUUUUUCCACGACGGUCCCAGAGGUGAACACACACUCUGGGACAGCAGACUGUUCAACUACUCCGAGUACGAAGUGCUAAGAUUUCUGCUGUCCAACUUGCGCUGGUACAUCGACGAGUAUGGGUUCGACGGUUUCCGUUUUGACGGGGUGACCUCGAUGUUGUACCACAGCCACGGCAUGGGCGAAGGCUUCAGUGGCAACUACGACGAGUACUUCGGCAUGAACACGGACACCGAGGCGGUCGUCUACCUCAUGCUGGCCAACCACAUGCUGCACGAUCUCUACCCUGAAAUCACCACAAUUGCAGAAGACGUUUCCGGAAUGCCCGCUAUGUGCAGACCGGUGGCCGAGGGUGGCAUCGGCUUCGACUACAGACUCGGCAUGGCCAUCCCUGACAAUUGGAUCAAACUUUUGAAGGAGGUCAGCGACGAUCACUGGAACAUGGGCAACUUAGUGCACACCCUGACCAACCGCAGGUGGAUGGAAAAGACCGUGGCCUAUGCUGAAUCUCACGAUCAGGCCUUAGUUGGUGACAAGACAAUCGCCUUCUGGCUGAUGGACAAAGAAAUGUACACUCACAUGUCAAUUGUUUCGGAGGGCAGCCCCAUCAUCGACCGAGGAUUGUCCUUGCACAAAAUGAUCAGACUGAUCACCCACGCCCUGGGAGGCGAAGCUUAUCUUAAUUUCAUGGGCAACGAGUUUGGACACCCCGAGUGGCUCGACUUUCCGCGCCAGGGCAACAACGACUCUUACCACUAUGCCCGUCGCCAGUGGAACUUGGUUGACGACGACUUGCUCAAGUACAAAUUCCUCAACAAUUUUGACGAGGACAUGAACAAAACCGAAGAGCACUUUGGGUGGCUCCGAAAAGAUCCGGGUUACGUGAGUUGGAAGCACGAAGAUGACAAGGUGAUUGCUUUUGAGAGGGCGGAGCUGCUUUUUGUCUUCAACUUCCACCCAAUAAAAAGUUUCACCAACUAUCGUCUGGGUGUGGACCUGCCUGGCAACUACAGGGUGGUCCUUUGCACGGACGACGAGCGCUACGGAGGUCACAAGCGGAUCGACACCAGUGUGACUCACGCCACCUUCAACGAGGGUCACGCCAACCGUAGAUAUUCCCUUCAGGCCUAUCUUCCUUGUCGUACAGGAAUAGUAUUCGCAAGACAUUAAGAUCAGGAUUUCACCGAUCAGUGCCGCUCACCAUUUCUUCCCGUCAUAGUGAUGCCCACUUUAAGGCAGGCAAAUAGAAUACCUUUUUAGACUUAGGUGUUGGAGCUUAAUUCCCUACUUAGCCAAGCCCCUCAGGCUUGAGAAUAUAAAGAGAUGUGCCAUCAAGCGCGUGUAGCUUUGUAAAGAAGUGCCAUAUAUUAUUUUUUUAUAAAUAAUCAAAAAAAGUGUAAAUUGUUUUUGCAACAUGCAAAUUUUAUGAAACGUUAUUUUUAAGGAGUUUAGAAAGUGUUUUCACACUUACGCAGAUUCUCUAUGUGGAUGUUUUGUAUGGACGAUUGAAAUUUGGAAGUGCUUGUCCUCGGCACCGAAGCUGCGGAUUCGCUCAAUUAUUAUAAUUACAAUAAAGGUUUCAAGUGAAUUCCGAUGUUUUA
Molecule: messenger RNA, 2708 nt
Organism: Neocloeon triangulifer
Lineage: Eukaryota; Metazoa; Arthropoda; Insecta; Ephemeroptera; Baetidae
Gene: AGBE
Product: 1,4-alpha-glucan-branching enzyme
Exons: 14
Coding region: 199-2277 (692 amino acids)
Biological process (GO): glycogen biosynthetic process
Cellular component (GO): cytoplasm
Molecular function (GO): hydrolase activity, hydrolyzing O-glycosyl compounds; 1,4-alpha-glucan branching enzyme activity; cation binding
Source: RefSeq, a predicted model, not a curated record